This is a messenger RNA of Laccaria bicolor S238N-H82, 264 nucleotides long. RefSeq lists its product as uncharacterized. NCBI's taxonomy places the organism in Eukaryota, Fungi, Basidiomycota, Agaricomycetes, Agaricales, Hydnangiaceae. Bases 1 to 264 code for a protein of 87 amino acids. The record is from RefSeq and is a predicted model, not a curated record. The transcript is spliced from 2 exons.
AUGACGCCUUUCCAACAACAAGCCAAUGCAUCUCCCUCUAUUGCCCUCGAAAGGGGUGCGUAUAGAAUGCGUGCGCCAAGUACCCGAACACGAUCAUCGCAGGAGACGACGACGAGGCCACCACCCCCGACUUCGAUUCGUCAAGGCCAUAUGCAUGCAAACGUCAACGUCGUCCUUCUUCUCGGUUUGGUCGCCUUUGCCUGCAUCAUUUGCUUUGGAACCGCGUAUUAUCUCUUCUCUACCAGUCAUCGUACAACAUUUUGA